Caenorhabditis angaria is the source of this 772-nucleotide messenger RNA. NCBI's taxonomy places the organism in Eukaryota, Metazoa, Nematoda, Chromadorea, Rhabditida, Rhabditidae. The record is from the annotation of a GenBank genome assembly.
AUGGCACCACAUCGCGCACUUUAUCAAGCUCUUUGUAGAGCUGGUGAUAAACUUGUUUAUCCAAUUUUGCCAGCUUUUGCAAAACCAGCUUGGAAUCAUGCAGCUGGACCGAAAACUGUAUUCUUCUGGGCGCCGACUUUCAAAUGGGCUUUGGUUGGAGCUGGAUUAGCUGAUUUAGCACGACCGGCUGAGAAAUUGUCACUUUAUCAGGUAAAACAUAUUUUCACGGUUACAAACUCUCAAAAUUAAUUUAAAAUGUAAUCGAAAGUACAAAUAAAUAAUUGUUUCAAAAAAAUCAGGAGAAAAACCGACACAAAAAAUUUAGCCAAAUUUUUGAAAAAAUAAUCUUUCUGAACUUGGAUGAAGAAGAAACUUUCGAAAAAAUCUCAAUUUCAUGAAAAAAUUUGGAUUUUUGUUUUCAAUUCCCUAACUCUUAUUCGGAAGAAAUUUUACCGGAAAAAUUUAAACUCAAUUUUAUUUCCAAACUGUUUUCCAUGUAAUAAAUAUAUUCCAAAUUAAUAGGAAAAAAUACAGAUUUUAAGAAAAUUUCACUUUCAAAAGAUAUAUUUUUUAAUAUUUCCAGAACACUGCUCUAUUUUUCACUGGUUUAAUUUGGACUCGUUAUUGUCUUGUCAUUACUCCAGUUAAUUAUUAUUUGAGUAGUGUCAAUUUCUUUGUUGGAUGCACUGGUUUAGCUCAACUCCUUCGAAUUGCACAUUAUCGAUAUGAAAAUCCAGAUUGGGAAGAAAAAGAAAUCAUGCAAGCUCAUUAA